Molecule: messenger RNA, 747 nt
Organism: Xylaria bambusicola
Lineage: Eukaryota; Fungi; Ascomycota; Sordariomycetes; Xylariales; Xylariaceae
Product: ubiquinone biosynthesis protein COQ9
Exons: 2
Coding region: 1-747 (248 amino acids)
Biological process (GO): ubiquinone biosynthetic process
Cellular component (GO): mitochondrial inner membrane
Molecular function (GO): lipid binding
Source: RefSeq, a predicted model, not a curated record
AUGGCACCGUCGAGGGCGCUCGCACGCCUAAACCUACUUCGCCGAGCCCAGCCAGCAGUCCGACGGCCCUACCAUUCUUACGACCACCCAGCGCCCCCUGGUGCCUUCAACACAUGCGAGCAAUCCAUCCUCUCCGCGGCCUACAAACACGUCCCCGAACACGGCUUCACACAGCACGCACUGUCUCUUGGCGCCCGAGAUGCUGGGUAUCUAGAUAUUAGUACCAAUUUACUCCCCCAGGGCCCCUUCAGCCUGAUCCAGUACCACCUCGUGACGCAACGAGAGGCGCUGGCGCCUCGUCGCGACGCCAUCUUCGCCGAAGAUGCGAGCGCUACCACUGUUCCUGCGCGUGUGGAGCGGUUGACGUGGGAGAGGUUACUGGGCAACCAAGAGGUGAAUCACAGGUGGCAAGAGGCCCUGGCUAUAAUGGCCCAGCCAACCCACGUACCGGCAUCGCUCCAUGAGCUCGCGCUCCUGGCUGAUGAGAUACACUUUCAGGCAGGCGACACCUCCGUCGAUCCUUCGUGGUACACGAAGCGCGGCGGCCUAUCCAUAAUCUACGCCUCGUCCGAACUGUUCAUGACGAACGACCAAUCGCCGGGAUUCAGAGAAACGCGAGCCUUUUUACAACGCCGCUUCGCUGAGGGUAGCACUUUAUCCAAUGCUGUCGGUGGUCUCACACAGUGGAUUGGCUUUACUGCCUCGGCUGGUGUGAAUGUGCUGAGAAGUAAGGGUGUGAGGAUAUGA